AAGGUAGUGAGGCAUCAAGUAAUUUUGAAUAUAUGAAUAAAUGCAUACAUUGCCAGAUAUAUGUGGAGAUUUGAUGGUGCAUGUCGGCAUUGGAAGGAUGGAGGCUGACAUUGCUUCAUUUGAUCCCAUUAUAAAUAAGUACCAUCACAUUAGUAAGAGAAUUUUAGAGCAAAAGUAUUGGGUUAAAAGUUAAAUAAAAUAUAAGUAAGAAUAGUAAGAAAUAAAUUUGAUAUUUUAUUUUGGUAUUUUUCCUAUAGUACCCAUUGAUGUAUUUAGAUGGGGAAGGCUGACACCCACUUGUAUAGAUAGGGUUAUGUUAGAUAUUUACUGAACUGGCACAAAUUGUAUAUUGUAGAUACCAGUUAUUUGGCAUCAAUGGAGAGCUAGGAAGGUGAGAAGUAGAAUACCACAAAAUUAAUGCCAAGUUAAGUUACUUUUUAGUUGUUAGCAGGAUUAGUAUUUUUAGAUAAUCAGAAUGUUCUGAGCAUUCAUAUAGUUGACUGCAUUGCAUUUAAGUAUUAUGCUUGCUGGGAUGUAAUAUUUCUGCCCAUGAUAUAAAGGAAAUGAAGUUUGUUGCUAUUGCUAUCUGUAGUUGAGCAGUUAAAUCCUUGGAUUCAUGUUAGAAAAGGAUUGCAAAUGCCCUGACUUAAGAUAUUUAUCAAUUAGGCUAUUAAAAUCCAAAACUUUCACAAUACCACCCAUUUUUCUUAUACACUUCAUUUUACCUGUCAGGCAUUUGGUAUGGAUAGAGUCCCUUUAAUCUGAUCCUCUUAUUAAACAAAUAUGUUUUGAUGCAGAAAAACACAAAAUUGUAAAUUUGUCUCCUUUUCUCUGUGGCACAUAUAUUACACUAAUGGCAUGUUAUUUUCAAUGUUAAACUGAUGUUUGUCCAGUAAAUUUACAGGCUGUCUUAAAAAAAAGUGAGAUAAGGAAAUGUAAAUGAAUUCCAAUUAUGUUUUUCUCAUGAAUGUGAAAGUGAAAUUAUUGGCCUGAAGAUCCCCCAAAAGAUUUUUAUGUGAUUCUAUCAUAGAACACAUCAGGGACACAUGAGCUUUACAGAUGAUGUACAUUUGACUGAUUUUUGUCUUUGGUGUUUUGUAUCAAGUUUUUCUUUAUCUGAUAUAGAAAAUAUUAUUUUAAUAAAUAUUUAUGAAGUGAAUUAUUCACAGAUUUUUAAUAGAACAUGAAUGGUUUGAAUUUCAUUGAAUAGUCAAAUGAUGGAAAUUAUGUUUUUGGUUGAGUUGGCAACUGAAGACUUAGUAGGGUGGCAGAUAUCACUUAGUCAGUAUGCUGAAAGAGUGGGAAUAGGACACACUACAGAUCUGCUCUCUCCAUCUUGUACUGUAAGGUCUCAGAGUUUGUUAGCAGUAGGUGGAGGUGCCAGCUUGGCAUCGUUCUCAAGGAGUCUAGUCAUGGCUUCAGAAUCAGCCUUCUACAACUUCAGUGCUGUUGAUAUUGAUGGCAAUGAAGUUUCAAUGGAAAAGUACAAGGGCAAUCCUUGCAUUGUAGUCAAUGUGGCUAGCAAGUGAGGCUUGACCAGCGUGAACUACACCGAACUGGUGCAGCUUCACGAGAAGUACGAAGCCAAUGGCCUGCGCAUCCUUGCCUUCCCCUGCAACCAAUUUGGAGGCCAGGAGCCCGGUACUGAGGCUGAAAUCAAGAAGUUUGCUGAAGGGUAUGGAGUAAAAUUCGACAUGUUUUCCAAAAUCAAGGUGAAUGGGGAUGAUGCCCACCCAUUGUGGAAGUUCCUGAAGUCGAAACAAGGGGGCACACUCGGUAAUUUUAUUAAGUGGAACUUCACCAAAUUCCUUGUUGACAAAGAAGGAAAGCCAGUAGCUCGCUAUUCGCCACAAACGAAUCCAAUUCCAGCCAUUGAAAAAGACCUCCAAAAAUAUAUGUAAGACUCAAGCAACCAAGAAUAAAUGAUGUGAGAAGGGUGAUGGAUAUCAUGCAGGGAUUAUCUCUCGUCCUUUGAUCAUCAUGUGCAAGUAAGAUGGGCAACAGAUUUGAUAAGAUGUGCAAUGAAGGUUAACGGGUAAACUCUAAUGUAUGAGCCCUGUAUACUGGAUGAUACUAUAUCUCAUUUCCUCUGUUGCAUUUCUUACCACUAAUAUAAUGAAAAAAUGUUGCUUAAGAGUGCCAUGUCAGUUCUUUGUAUUUUUUAGUAGUGGUUGUAACAAUAAUGCAGCUAACAUUGUGCCAGUAAUUAAAUACUUGCUUACAUAUCUAGUCUGAUUAUAUCAGGUAAAUAUUUUUAGUGCUCAAGCUCAUCCUUUAUGUAAAGGAUAUCAUCCUUCAGAUGCUACAUUAUUCCUACUUGUGAAAAGAAUCUCAAUAAAUGUACACCAAGGAUUUUGGGGAGUAAUUUAUGCUCCUCAAGUUUAUAUAAUUGAUGUGAGGAAAAUUUGAGAAUCCUUUUUGUCAUAUACAUUAAAGCAAAAAAUAAAGUUACUGAAGUGGAAAGUAAAUGGAACAUGGAGCUUUCACAUUGACAAUAUAUACUGUUAUUUUCUUGUGAUAGAGAUUUACAUGUAAAGUCCUAAAACAGUUACUGUAAGUAAGUAUUCUGAUUCAAAUGUUCUGCAAACUGUAGGGAAGAGAUCACUAUAUCAUCCAUUUUAUUACUUUUGCAAAUGUAGUGAAAGAAGGAAUGCAAUCUAAUGUGAUCCACUGUAGAAGUUUUUAAACCAGCACAACAGGUGGAAUGAAGGGAAUGGUAUAUGUGAGUAGUAAAUUAGAUAUGAAGAUAAAAUCAAGAAACUAUUUUGGUAUUUUCCAAACUUAAACUAUGGAUAUUAGCAGAGAGUUUAUGUUAAUUAGGUAGGGGAAAACCAAGUCCCAAUUCAUUUGUAUAUUUGAGUAAACAUAUUCUCAAAAUUAUUAAAAACCUCAAAUAAUAAGCAAAGUAUGAUUACUUUUAUACUGUUAUUGUAAAUUAAUGACAUUUGUGUAAGAUUUUGAAAGAAAAGAACAUGAAAUGUUUCAAAUUAUUGCACUUUAGGGUCACCAGUCUAGUUUUGCUUAACCCUUUUGUCCUUUAAAAGAAUUCAUUGCAUUCCUGCAGCUAAGUAAAAUAUCCAUGACCAGUAAACUUCCUGUGAUGUUUUCAAGCUGAAGAACAAUGUUUUGUUGUAAUUAAUUGUUGCUAUAAUGUGCAAAAAAUACAGUUAAAAAAUCUU
Messenger RNA from Penaeus chinensis, 3179 nucleotides. RefSeq names its product phospholipid hydroperoxide glutathione peroxidase-like (gene Gtpx). The record is from RefSeq and is a predicted model, not a curated record. Gene Ontology annotation, biological process: response to oxidative stress. Gene Ontology annotation, molecular function: glutathione peroxidase activity. The transcript has 6 exons. NCBI's taxonomy places the organism in Eukaryota, Metazoa, Arthropoda, Malacostraca, Decapoda, Penaeidae.